Filobasidium floriforme is the source of this 1431-nucleotide messenger RNA. Its product is annotated as polyamine transporter. The transcript is spliced from 9 exons. Gene Ontology annotation, cellular component: membrane. Gene Ontology annotation, molecular function: transmembrane transporter activity. Gene Ontology annotation, biological process: transmembrane transport. The record is from RefSeq and is a predicted model, not a curated record. The coding region runs from base 1 to 1431 and encodes 476 amino acids. Lineage: Eukaryota; Fungi; Basidiomycota; Tremellomycetes; Filobasidiales; Filobasidiaceae.
AUGCCAAAGACCUUCUCCACGGCGAGGAAGACCGUGAUCGUCUGCCUCGCUUCCUGGAUCACCAUCCUCGUCUGCAUGUGCGCUUCGGGGUUCAGCACGGGCGCUCAUGUGAUCAGGGACGAGUUUGGGUUGAUCGAGCUGGAAGGCAUGGAGAAGGAGAGCGGGCACAGUAACGAGUGGGUCUGGGGGACUUUUGGAGGGUUGGGGUUGUACCUCCUCGGAUUCGCGUUUGGUCCGAUGUUGCUCGCUCCGGCUUCCGAAGUAUGGGGCAGGAGACCCGUCUACCUGGUCUCCUGGUUCUUGUUUUGCCUUUGCCAGAUCCCGAUCGCCCUCGCACACAACUUUUCGCUGGUCGCCGCCUUUAGGUUCUUUUCCGGAUUCGUCGGAUCCGCCCCCCUGAGCAAUGUGGCCGGUACCAUCACCGAUCUUAUCCCAACCGCAAAGUCCGGCUAUGCCAUCGCCCUCUAUGCGCUCGCCUCGGUCAUCGGUCCUGCCCUCGGGUCCGUCAUGGGAGGGUAUCCGGUAGAGAAGCUGGGCUGGAGGUGGUUGUACUGGAUCUACGCGAUCGUCUUUGGAGCCCAUAUCAUCGUCAUCUGGGCAUUUAUGCCCGAGACGAGGGAGAACAUCGUCCUCAAAGUCAAGGUCCGCCAUAUUCGCAAGACGUAUCCGGACGUAGCUUCCAACUGCUAUGCUGCAUCCGAGAUCACGACGAUUUCCGGCAAGCAACUCUUGAAGGCGUCCCUGACCCGGCCAUACAUCUUCUUGUUCACCGAGCCGAUUACCUAUCUGAGCGGAGCCGUCAAUGCCUUUGCUCUGGGCAUGAUCUUCCUCUCCAACGAAGCGUUCCCUCUCAUCUUCGGGAGAGGUAACGGUGGUCACCUUUGGACUUCGUACGGCGCCAUCAACUUGACGUUCUUGAGCUAUGUCGUCGGGUCUCUACUAGCAUUCGCCUGCCAGCCUCUCCAGCAACGAGCGUACAUGCGAUCGGUCGCCGCUUCGCCCAACGGCAUCGCCUCCCCAGAAGUCCGCUGGUGGUUCAGUCGUUUUGCCGUACCCCUCCUGCCCAUCGGUCUUCAGCUGGCCGCCUGGACCUCGGACGCCGAUACUUUUUGGAUUGUACCCCUCAUCGGAUUUGCCAUGUUCGGGUUUGCCUUCUUUUCGGUCAUCGUCAGCAUCUUUGCCUACAUGAUGGACUCGUACAAGUCGUUCUCGGCGAGUGCCAUGUCCGGCGUAGUACUCUCGAGGAACCUGGUGUGUGCUUUCCUGCCGCUGGCCGCGCGUCCGAUGUUCAAGACGCUGGGCAACAAUUGGGCUCUUUUCACAUUGUCCCUGGUAUCUUGCUUGUUGGUGCCGAUCCCUUGGUUCCUCUACUACAAGGGCAAGGCGAUCCGACAGAAGAGUCCCUUUUGCCGACAGCACAUGGAGGAUUAG